UGGAUUUGUCUUUUUUUGCAUUAGACCUGAUGACACUGAAAGCGGAAAGUCAAGAACUCGGUGAAAAGGAAGAUAAUAUUCAGCAUGAGAAAUAUAAUUUCAUGACUGGAGAAAAAUCAUUUAGUUGCUCACAUACUGAAAAGACACAAAAUAGAGCUCAAAACACAGCGAAUAGAAGUUAUUUCUCCUUCCAACAGUGCGGGAAAAGUUUCACCAGAAAACAAAAUCUUGAAGUCAACAUGGAAGUUCACACUGGAGAAAAGCCUUUCACCUGCCAACAGUGUGGAAAGAGUUUCAUUAAUAAACCAAACCUUAAAAGACACAUGAUAAUUCAUACUGGAGAGAAACCUAAUACAUGUUCUCAAUGUGGAAAAAGUUUUACAUAUAAACAACACCUCACUGACCACAUGAGGAUUCAUACUGGAGAGAGACCUUUCACCUGCCAACAGUGUGGAAAAAGUUUCAAUAGAAAAGGAACCCUUAACAACCACAUGAAACUUCACACUGGAAAGAAACCUAAUACAUGUUCUCAAUGUGGAAAAGGUUUUGCAUUUAAACAAAACCUCAUUGACCACAUGAGGAUUCACUCUGGAGAGAAACCUUUUACCUGCAAACUGUGUGGAAAGAGCUUCAUUCGAAAACCAAUCCUUAAAUACCACAUGAUAAGUCACAGUGGAGAGAAACCUUACACAUGUUCCCAAUGUGGAAAAAGUUUUACAUGUAAACAACAUCUCACUGACCACAAGAGGAUUCAUACUGGAGAGAGACCUUUCACCUGCAAACAAUGUGGAAAAAGUUUCAACAGAAAAGGAUCCCUUAACAACCACAUGAGAGUUCACACUGGAGAGAAACCUAUCACGUUCUAAACGUGGAACCACAAUCCGUUAAUUUUCUUGAGUAAGAUGUAUGAUCACAAUCAACGUAUGAUGUGAUGGGCACUAAUUGUGCAACCAUAUAACUUAGAGAUCCGUUAGAAGAAAGGAUCUGAGAAUGUAGUGGCUGAUGUGUCGCGAUUUUGUGUGUCGCGGGUUUAGGUCUAUAUAUUUUCAGAAUCAGUUUAUCCCAGACGAGCCCCCAAUUUAUGUUACAACCCUGUUUAGGGACCAACAUAAGAAAGUCAUUCUGCAAGGCAACAAACACCACAUUGGCCGGGGCAAAAAGUCAAAGUUUUAUUAUACAGGUGAAUUAAUAUAAAAAAUAAGAAAACAACAAAAAGUGUAUUUAAACAAAUAAAUGCUAAAUAAGGACUGGUGAGCUAACUAAUUUAAACUACCACUAACUCAAGCAUCAAAAAAACUACCUAUCUCUCGAGGAAGAAAUAAAACACAGCAAAAGUCUUCCGGGUCAGCUCACUUGCCCAUGCUUUCUAUGUACUCUGUGGUAACUAAACAGGCAAUCACUCGCCAUCCUUAAACAAAAGAGAAUAAGGAGAAAUAAGACUAAAAGCAAACACAAAACAGAGAUCCCGGACGAGCCCCCAUUUAUGUUACGAACCCCGUUUUUAAAGUGCUCGUUAUAAGGGGUAAGCAACAUAAAGACACGCAAUGUCAAGAUAGCAAUUUGAAAUUGUUUAUUAUUGGAUCAAAACUCACGUAUCAGCAGGCAACUGAUCAAGGACAGAGAUAGACAGACAUAGAUUAACGCAACAUAGAACCAAACAACAUUCAAACACAGCUGAGCAGCAGCUGGCAGAAACAUCAUGAUGCUCACAGGACUCCUCGUCAAUCAUCUCAAGUCCUUCUCCCCCAGUGUACGUCAAGCUCUUCACAGAGCUAAAACACAGGAUCACAACGAUCACGCUGCUGUGGAAAACCAAUGCAUCCAUCAAGUUACGCGCUCUUCUCUCUUUACUCUGAUGUUAUAUAGGCUAUCCAGCCUAGAUACUAAACUGGCUGCAGGUGCGCAGGGCGGAGCCUAUUAAGAAAGAGAGAACUGGAUCAAUGAAAGAGAUACAAAUAAACAACUAAAUAACUCUGGCUGUAACAAUAUAUUUGUUAUGUAUGAUGCUAUUAUUCACUGAGGUUUGGUUCAUUUUUGUGAGAUGACAAAAGCACAUAUUGUAUGGUUUUUUUUGUUGUUUGUUUUUUAAAUGUAUUUUAUUUUACAAACGCAAAAUUGCACUCAAAUAAAAGUAGAUCCUUUACUGUAUUGAAUUAUGUAUUAGUCUUAUCUGUAUGAGCAAAAAUGAUGGUGUAUUUUAAAGUGUUUCCAACGUAAUAAAAAAAAAAGAAGCACGUGAUCCUGCUGGCACCUCCA
Carassius carassius (crucian carp) is the source of this 2256-nucleotide messenger RNA. Its product is annotated as gastrula zinc finger protein XlCGF8.2DB-like. The transcript has a single exon. NCBI's taxonomy places the organism in Eukaryota, Metazoa, Chordata, Actinopteri, Cypriniformes, Cyprinidae. The record is from RefSeq and is a predicted model, not a curated record. Gene Ontology annotation, molecular function: RNA polymerase II cis-regulatory region sequence-specific DNA binding; DNA-binding transcription factor activity. The coding region runs from base 30 to 866 and encodes 278 amino acids. Gene Ontology annotation, biological process: regulation of transcription by RNA polymerase II.